AUGGUCGUCGACGUACGUAAAUUAAGUAUUGGCUCGGGUCCAGCACGACCUGCUCAUCAGCAUGGACAUUUUUGUGUUCGUGCAUUUCACCGUCUGAUUUCUUAUCCGAGUUAUUCAUUGUUUAUAUUAUUUUUAAUAUAUUUACAAAUUAUGGAUAUCAUCCUUUACUUUAAAAUUCGUACAAGAGAUCCACUCGAUUUCAACUCAUCAAAUCAAACAAAUACUCAAAGCGCCAUUCAUUCAGUUUAUAUAUUCAAUCCAUUGCCAAUAAAAAAGAUUAUGGUUGAACCAAUUAUCCAUUAUGUUCGUUCGCCCUUAGCUGAAAGCGUUGAAACAAAAUUACAUUUUACAUACUAUUUUCCAUUUAUAUCAGCAAAUGCUGUAUCAUUUUUUCAUUGUUUUUUGUCAGUUGUAUCAAUGAAGUUCGUUGCAAGUGAAUCAUUUUCUCGACGUCAAUUAGGUGUACUGAUUUUCCAAUUUCGUACCUUUCUUGAUUGUCUUGAUGGUGUGGUUUUUCGUGCACAUUCAAAUAAUAAACGUUAUAAAUCUUACUAUGGCGAUUUUGGCUAUUAUGUUGAUGCACUCAGUGACAUACUAGGUGGUACAUGUCUUAUUAUUGGUUGUUUACUUUAUUUUUAUAAGGAACGUCCGUUUCGUUCAAAAUCGACAGCGACAAUAAAUUCGAGCGUAUCACCAGGUUCAUCAGCAAGUGAUGGAAGUAGGGAAGAUAACGAUUUAAUGAUAUUAAAUCUUGAAGAUGAUCAAUCAUGCUCACAUGCUGCUUCAUCGCCGAGAAAAAAUGAUCUAAGUUCAAAUUUACUUGAAACAAAAAGAACUAUAUUUAUAACAUUGUUAGUAUUUUCAUUACGUUAUUCGAUAUCUGCAUUUUUUUGGGAUCGAUAUGUUCGUCUCUAUGAACAGUUACUUGAUUCGCAAACAGACACAUUACAACAAAAGACUUUACAAUUAAGUAUUUUACAUUCACCGUUGACGAUAGUGAUAUUUUACUUAUGGAGAUAUCAAUGUGCACUUAGUCUUCAAGAUUAUUUGUUAUUUUCAAUUUUCAUUGAUCGCACAUGGGAAUUUAUACUUAAAACGAGUACGAUCGGUUGGUUUGCUUUAAUGUUAACAGCAUUUUUGACAGAAUUACAUGUUAAUCAAGUGCAAUCUCUAUUUGCUGCUCUUACUAUCGGUUAA
Rotaria socialis is the source of this 1197-nucleotide messenger RNA. The record is from the annotation of a GenBank genome assembly. Lineage: Eukaryota; Metazoa; Rotifera; Eurotatoria; Philodinida; Philodinidae.